This is a messenger RNA of Plasmodium cynomolgi strain B, 1110 nucleotides long. RefSeq lists its product as hypothetical. Lineage: Eukaryota; Apicomplexa; Aconoidasida; Haemosporida; Plasmodiidae. Bases 1 to 1110 code for a protein of 369 amino acids. The record is from RefSeq and is a predicted model, not a curated record. The transcript has 2 exons.
AUGUUACAUUCGCACGCCGAUUAUCAAAAACUGGCCAAAUUUUACAGCACCGCGCGAACCCCAGUUUUGCCUGAACAAGUCAGUGAACCCCUUUUUUUUUUUUCCACCGCCCAUGUUGACAUGGCUAGCCGUCUGACGUCCCUCCUGUGCAAUGUGGGGAAUUUGCCGUGCGACCCUAACUGCUUAUCCACUCGGAAAUGCGAACAUGGAGGAAUCAAUUUGUGUGACCUCACAUCUAUCGGAAUGAACAGAAGAAAAUCUUUAAACGACUGUUUGACCACAAGUAACUCUGACGAUAGAUACAACUACCAAGACAGCUCCGACAUGAACAGAUAUUAUUUUGAUGGGUGCAUUAAGAAGGAAGGUUUUGUGUACAGACUCGAGACAAGUAAUCUCAAUCCGAGGAAUAUGUGUCCUGAAUUGGUACAUGACAGAGUAGACUAUCAUCGUAACGAGGAGGAAGAAGUCUCAAGUAAUGUUAUCGACCUAGAUGAUGAAGUUCUUAUUGGCAAUUUCCCCUUUGGUUGUUUGAGAGAAGUUGCACAGCGAUCCCUGAACAGCUUGGACAAUGGGAACUCCCGAGUUAUUAUCACGGAACGUAAUUUGAGGAUCACUAGGAAGGACACAGACCUAACGGGGCAUAACGUUAGAAUGGGGGGAAAACAAUCCAGCCAUUUGUACAGCGAAAUAGUCAAGCCGGAUGCGUUUGGGAGUGAGAACUCCGUGAACGAGGGGGAGGAGAGAGACGAAGCGGUAGGGAACGAAGAAGCUCGUGAGGGGGAACAGAACGACGCUGGGGGGGUAGACGCAGGGCAUGUAAUCUUUCCCAAAAAAUUUAACGCGAAAAACAGGGCGCAUGACUCGAUUGGCCAGAUGGACCGCGCGAAAAAAUCCACCUCUUAUGGAAAAAAGAAUAAAAGGAGUAAUAACCACCCCAAGAAGAAGAAGGAAAGUGAGGAGGGCCGGGGCAAAAAUUUGCGCUCCCUGUUCGGGUUCUUCGCCAGGGCGGAGUCCGCGGAGUCCAAUUCGUCUCUUUCCUGCAGGGGAAAGGUCUCCGACGCGUCCUCCGAGUUCCUGUCCGUGAUUAGCGGCGUCAAGUCGAACGCGUGA